CGAGACGUAAAAUACAAUUAUACGUGCCCGCGAUUAUCGUUCAGAAAUCUCGUUCGCGUGACGGUAUUUUUCACUCGGUGCGAGAGACAAUCGAUUCGUGAGAGAUCGACGCGAGUAGUGGAAGCAGAAGCAUAAUCAUUCCUUCAUAUAUAAUGUGUAAGUCGAUUCCCGGGUAGAUUGGGGGACAAACGAAGCGAGCCUCGCGUAAGUACGUAGUUUCGGUCGGCGAUCGCGAUUGCGUUCAGUCGACGCUGAUCGCUCGGGAAAAUCGGCUCGGCACCGGCUAAAACGUGUCACGUGGUGUACAAUCCUCUCAUCGAUUAUCUUCGAGAAGAGCCCACAGGUGCGUUACCGGUAAAGUAGAUCAAUAUCAACUCAUGGUAGCUAGUGGAAACGAAUAAAAAUGAUUGCCGCUUCUUUCCUUAUUUGCAUCCUGGCGUUCGUCACCAGCGGGCUUGGGAAUCCGGUGUUAGAGACGGACGGAGGAUUUACCCUGAGAAUCGUCCAUACCAACGACAUGCACUCCAGAUUCGAGCAGACGUCGAGAUUGUCGAGCGUCUGCUCGGACAAGGAAGCGGCGGAGGGAAAAUGCUACGGGGGAUUCGCUAGGAUCGCGACUCUGGUCCGUCAGGCCCGAAAUUCGAGCGUUCCAUGCCUUUUCUUAAACGCUGGCGAUACUUACCAAGGUUCGACAUGGUUCAGCGUUUACAAAUGGGAGAUCGUGGCCAGACUUUUAAAUAUUCUCAAGCCUGACGCAAUAAGUUUGGGGAACCACGAAUUCGACAAUGGCGUGUCUGGUCUCGUACCCUUCAUCCAGAAUGCCAGCUUUCCCAUAGUGACCGCCAACCUUGACCUCAGACAACAACCGGACUUAGCUAAUACGCCACUGUUAAACAGUACAAUUUUAACCGUGAAUGGAACGAAUCAAAGAAUCGGUGUGAUCGGUUACUUGACUCCUGAAACAAAAAUAAUCUCCAAGACGGACAAUGUGACUUUUUUAGACGAGGUGGAGAGUAUUCGUAGAGAAGUGAAACGAUUGAAAGGACAAGGCGUGAAUAUACUGAUCGCGGUGGGCCACUCAGGUUUCGACAUUGAUAAGAAAAUCGCGAGGGAAGUGGAGGAUAUCGAUUUGGUGAUCGGUGGUCAUACGAACACGUUCCUCUAUACCGGCAAGCAACCGGAUACGGAGGUACCCGAAGGUCUCUAUCCAACCGAAAUAAAACAGAAGAAUGGUAGGAAAGUUUACGUUGUCCAGGCUUAUGCUUACACCAAGUAUCUCGGAAAUUUUACGGUGAACUUCGAUCGAAACGGCGAGGUGACCAGUAUCAGUGGAAAUCCUGUGCUGGUGAACAGUAGUAUUGAACAGGCGGAAGAUGUUCUCGACGUGUUAGAACAAAUGAGAGGUCGUAUCAACAAUGUCACUUAUCAAAUUGUUGGAAAGACUCGGGUUCUUCUUGAGGGAGACAGUAAAGUUUGCCGACGAGAAGAAUGCAAUCUUGGUAAUUUAAUCGCUGAUUCGAUGGUCGAGUACAAUGCCGGGGAAUUCGGCGGCACGAACGGCUGGACGGAUGCUGCGAUUGCCUUUCAUAACGGAGGCAGCAUUCGAACGUCUAUCACGACGGUGAACGAUUAUAAAAUUACCAUGGGUGAUGUGCUGGCGGUGCUACCGUUCCAGAAUUCUAUCGUGAAGGUUUCGAUGACCGGGGAACAGAUGUUAUCCGUGUUAGAAUGGAGCGUGUAUAAUCUUCGAAUAAACGAUACUUCAAAUCUCUUUGGGGCGUUCGUGCAAGUUUCUGGACUUCAGGUGGUUUAUGACUUGACGCGACCAAACAACUCGAGAGUACUUUCGGUGGAAGUGUUAUGUGCUUCCUGCAACAUUCCAAUGUACAGCAAACUAGAAAAGAAUAAAAGUUACACUGUACUUCUGACCGAUUUUAUGCAAACCGGUGGCGAUGGGUAUUCUAUGUUGAAAGACCUUAAAGCGCGAGAUAUUGGUGUUACCACGUCAGAUGCACUGGUGAAAUAUUUAGAGAGAUCCAUGGACAGUCCUGUUCAUCCUGCUGUCGAAUGGAGAAUUUCUUACUUAAACGAGAAAACCAUCAGCGGUUCGAGUAGAAUUUAUGGUUCGAGACUGAUGACCGUACUGCCUGCAAUCAGUUGGCUCCUCACAAGAUAGAUGCUAGAUACGUUUUGAAUAAAUCGACUUGAAUUCACUAUUUCGAGGCUUGUAAUUUAUUUAAUAAUAGAUAUUUUUAAUCAA
Molecule: messenger RNA, 2260 nt
Organism: Ceratina calcarata
Lineage: Eukaryota; Metazoa; Arthropoda; Insecta; Hymenoptera; Apidae
Product: protein 5NUC
Exons: 7
Coding region: 404-2176 (590 amino acids)
Biological process (GO): AMP catabolic process
Cellular component (GO): plasma membrane
Molecular function (GO): 5'-nucleotidase activity; metal ion binding; nucleotide binding
Source: RefSeq, a predicted model, not a curated record